AUGUCCAAGGAUAUUCUAUCUCGAGCCGACGAAUGCCUCGAAGUCUUGCAAAAACUCCGCGGUACCACGUCCGACCAGCCAUCCGACCAACCUGCUACGGUGAGAGCCAAUGUUAUCGAGAAAGCCCGCAGUCGUGUUCAAAGUGGCAACGUCCUAGCAGUAGCAAAUUUGUUGCCAGUGCUACCUCCUGAGCAACGCGUGCUAGAAUUGAAUGACGCUAUCGAAAAAGCGGAAACACUUCUGGGCGAUAAUCAUGAUGAAGUGGCCAUACUCAAGUUUUUGCGUGUUCCCUAUCAACUACAGGACGAUUUCCAACGACAAGAGUGUCUCAACUAUUUGUCCUCCUAUGAGGGCCGUGACGACGAGUUGGCUGUCACCAUCCGCAUCAAUUGCCACAUAUGUCUCAGCGAGAUCUGUAUUGGGGAAGACAAUAUCGCCGAAUUAUCCGAGCACGUCAAGAAGCUCAGACAGAUUACCAGAGAACCUGAGCACAUUUCAAUUACAUCGUACCUGCAGUCUGCAGCGCAUUUGUACGAAGAGAAAUUCCGAUCUGCGAUUGAAUGGGCUUUGGCAUGUAUAAGUCACUGGAUCGGGGCGAUCGAUGAAGGACUGUGGUUUCAUAAGGCUGCCUCUCUCGUCGGUCUUUCCCUCCAGUCUCUCCAGGAAUUUGGAAGAGCUGCGGACUGGUUCUCGGAGGCUCUGUCUUGGAUGCGGCAUAUUCUGCCAGAGAACUCGCCCUUUUGCACCAGAACAGCCUGUAGGCUGGAAACUGCUAUUCUACAACGCGAGGGCCUUCUUGAUAUCCAAGAACUCGUUCCACCAGUCUCAUCCGCCAUUUUGAAGGACCACAUCCAGCUCAUUUCCAAGCUGCUUGCAGAUGCAGAGGGUCAGGAGUUUAAGACCCUGCAGGCAUGUGAAGGAAUUCUCAAAGAAAAGCUGGCUAGCAAUCGAGAUGAUGGUUUGCGCAGCUCACAUUCAACCUUGUCUGGGACUGUAUCACCCGAGAUUAAGUCCAGGGCCGACUUUGUGUUGAAUCAGAUGAGGGAACGGCGUCUUUCCUACACAGCCAUUGACAGAGAGGCCAUCGAAAUUGCUUCGAAAUUUUCUGGCCGCGCAUCAGUUCUGGCGCGAUUGCUGCAGCUUCCUGGAGAGCAACGCUUGCCAGCAUUGGAUAUCUUUAUCGCGCAGGCGAAAGCGACUUUAAGUGAAGAUCAUCCCACCACACUACUGCUGGAAUAUAACCGCCUUGAUUACGUCUCCGGAAAUACGGCAGAGUACAGACUCGAACGACUGGAAGAUAUCUUUUCCCGUCUAAGAAAGCUUGACAACAUGCUCGGCGGCAAUGUCAAACUCGGCGACAUUGCAAAGCGCGCCGGCAUUCGCAAACUCGGCAACAUUGCAAACCGCCGCGGCAUUCGCAAACGCGGAGACAUUUCAGCGCACGCCGACUAUCUUAUUGCUCAUCAUAAAGCCAUAAAGGAACUCUGCCAGCUAUCAAUCCUGAGCCGCCAAGGAGAGCAGGCCAUGGUAGCCGCCGACAGGCUGGAACAAGUCGCCGGGGAUGAUCAUGACAAGAUGGAAGCGUUUCUCCUGCAAGGCACCGCGUUCAGUGUUCAAAAGAAAUUCGGACCCGCGAUCGAGGCGGUCUUGAAGUCCUGGGAGGCUGAAGCUGCCUCUUGGGAGAAAUCUUUCUCAUUUCUUGCAAUAUCCAGACGCGAUGCGAUGUUCAUGCGACUUUUGUCAUGA
This is a messenger RNA of Akanthomyces muscarius, 1746 nucleotides long. RefSeq lists its product as uncharacterized. The transcript has 4 exons. The record is from RefSeq and is a predicted model, not a curated record. The coding region runs from base 1 to 1746 and encodes 581 amino acids. NCBI's taxonomy places the organism in Eukaryota, Fungi, Ascomycota, Sordariomycetes, Hypocreales, Cordycipitaceae.